CAAUACCCGACCCACCGAUCACAGUCUAGGGUUUCAAUGAACAAAUAUAAUAAACCUAAACUCUACCUCCAUUUUUCUUUCUUUCUCCAAGAUUGUUAGCAGCAUCAGAUUCCAAAACCCUAGCUUCUUCUAAUCUCGGAAUCUCAACCAUGUCGUCGAAGAGAAAGGUUAGGGAGCCAAAGGAAGAGACUGUGACUUUGGGUCCAGCUGUUAAGGAUGGGGAACAUGUUUUUGGUGUUGCUCGCAUUUUUGCUUCCUUUAACGACACUUUCAUCCAUGUCACUGAUUUGUCUGGCAGGGAAACCCUUGUUCGCAUCACUGGUGGAAUGAAGGUUAAAGCCGACAGAGAUGAGUCAUCUCCUUAUGCUGCUAUGCUUGCAGCACAGGAUGUUGCUACCAGAUGCAAGGAGCUCGGUAUUACCGCUCUUCACAUCAAGCUCCGUGCCACUGGUGGAAACAAGACCAAGACACCUGGCCCUGGUGCUCAGGCUGCUCUGCGUGCCCUUGCUAGGUCUGGAAUGAAAAUCGGCCGUAUAGAGGAUGUUACUCCUAUUCCUUCUGACAGCACCCGUAGAAAGAGUGGUAGAAGAGGUAGAAGGCUCUAGAUUAUAUCUUAUGGUUUAUGGAAAGCUGGAGUUUUAUCUUUUACUUUUCAUGCGAAAACAUGAUUGUCAUUUUGAAAUUUGAUAUGUAGCCAAGUUUUAUUUCACAUUUAACAUCAAGUAUUUUUUGUGUUAUGUUUAAGAAUGAUUUUUAUCUGAACAUUUAUUUAGAAAGACUGCUUGAUAUUUUGAAA
Vicia villosa (hairy vetch) is the source of this 796-nucleotide messenger RNA. Its product is annotated as small ribosomal subunit protein uS11. Gene Ontology annotation, cellular component: ribosome; cytosolic small ribosomal subunit. NCBI's taxonomy places the organism in Eukaryota, Viridiplantae, Streptophyta, Magnoliopsida, Fabales, Fabaceae. Gene Ontology annotation, biological process: translation; maturation of SSU-rRNA from tricistronic rRNA transcript (SSU-rRNA, 5.8S rRNA, LSU-rRNA); ribosomal small subunit assembly. Bases 150 to 605 code for a protein of 151 amino acids. The transcript is spliced from 6 exons. Gene Ontology annotation, molecular function: mRNA 5'-UTR binding; structural constituent of ribosome; small ribosomal subunit rRNA binding. The record is from RefSeq and is a predicted model, not a curated record.